Messenger RNA from Arabidopsis thaliana (thale cress), 1228 nucleotides. RefSeq names its product NAD(P)-binding Rossmann-fold superfamily protein. Lineage: Eukaryota; Viridiplantae; Streptophyta; Magnoliopsida; Brassicales; Brassicaceae. Bases 43 to 999 code for a protein of 318 amino acids. The transcript is spliced from 6 exons. The record is from RefSeq and is marked reviewed.
GUUAAAUUCCCGUGUCGAUGGCUUUGAAAAGUGGUUGCAUUUAUGAUCCACCCUUUUAUUUUAAUCACACAUCCGAAUUACCAAUCGUUACCCAUUUCUUCAAUGAACACUCUGGUGAGGAGCGGUGGCGCGUGGCUGGUAUCGCCGUCAAUGGCAGUGGCGGCUCUGAAGAGGAUGAGAGUGUCUGGUUUAGCCACGUCAUCAUCAUCUUCUGUUCCUAAUUGGAAAGGUGGAGUUUCCAUGGUCCAAGGAGCUUCCAGAGGCAUUGGUCUCGAAUUUGUACGACAGUUGCUGGAGAACAAUAAGAACGGGUAUGUUGUUGCUACUUGCCGAAAUCCAAAAGAAGCAACAAGUCUCUCUGAUUUGAAGAACCGUUUCUCUGAAAGACUUUUCAUCCAAAAGCUUGAUGUUACAGAUGAAACUACCAUUGAGGAAUCAGCGGAAUCUGUGAGAGAAAAAUAUGGUUCUCUCAAUCUACUUAUAAAUGCAGCUGGUAUACUUUCAAUUCCUGGCGUAUUGCAGCCAGAAACAACAUUGAACAAGGUCGAAAAAUCAUCGUUGAUGCUUGCUUACGAGGUUAACGCUGUUGGUCCAAUUCUAGUGAUGAAGCAUAUGUGGCCUCUCCUUAAGGCUGGUGGAGGUAGUGGAACAGAUAGAGAAGUUGCUGUUGUAGCCAAUUUAAGCGCUCGAGUUGGAUCCAUUGGAGAUAACCGACUUGGUGGUUGGCACUCUUACAGGGCUUCAAAAUCCGCACUCAAUCAACUGACAAAAAAUGUAUCGGUUGAGUUAGGUAGGAGGAAAGAUCCUGUGGCAUGCAUUCUACUACAUCCAGGCACAGUAGACACUGAUCUCUCUCGGCCGUUUCAAAGGAAUGUUCCUGACGGAAAACUUUUCACAAGAGAGUACUCUGUUCAGAAGUUACUGCACAUCAUCAACAAUACUAAGAAACAAGACAGCGGCAAGUUCUUUGCUUGGGAUGGCCAGGAGAUACCUUGGUGAUUUCUUAUAUGGUUUUCUCGAUCCGAAUGGUCAGUUCUUUCAAAGUCUAUUGAAUUCUUGUCGGGGUUUUUUCACGUUCUUGGUUUGAGAGCAAUUCCUCGAGUAAUAUCGAAUAGCUUGGAGUGAGUAUCCAGAAGCUGAGAGCUUUCUGAGUAUAUAAUAACCAAUGUGAUGGUAUAAUCUUCUAUCUACAUUUUGUAUUACUGCAUAAUUUUACACGCUAUUUUCG